AUGACGAGCUUCAUCGAGAGAAAGGUUAACGAAAUCUGUGGGCGUUGGUUGGACGGCUUCACGAAGGACAAUGUCGACGUUUCCCUCCUGCAGGCUAAGAUCACACUCUCCGACCUGCACUUCAAGACGGACGAGCUGUGUCUUCUGUCUCCAACCUUUGCGCCGUCUUUCUUUUACGUGGGGAAGCUGUCCAUCGAUAUCCCCCUCGCCUGGAACUUUUCUCGGCCGGUCAAGAUGGCAGUGUCGGACGUGUUGGGUGUCAUCAGAGUAUGCGAUCACGGGAGCAUGCAGGCUGAGGAUGCGCGAAGGAGCAUCAGCGCGAAUGUCCACGUGAAGGCGAUCUUAAGCAAGCUGGCGGAUGAGCUGGGAGGCGGUGGGGCAGACGAGGGCAAGAGACCAGCCCGAAUGAACCUUCAAACCGCCUACAACCUGCACAAGGUGAUGCGGAAGUUGGAGGUUACCGUGAAGAACGCACACGUGAGAGUCGAGGAGCCUCGCCGAGAAGUGAAUGACGAGAGCAGCUCACACCAAGGCUCUUCCUCCCCUGCGGUAGCGUUCGGGGUGUGCUUGCGAGGCAUAUCGUUGGGGAUGGACGAGGCAGCGGACGUGGAAGCCGACGGGGGCUUGGCUGGAGCGAGGUGGCUCGGGAAGAAAUUCCGUGCGAUGGAGACUGCUCUUCUGGGAAAUAUUUCGCGGUAUGACGCCGUGGAUGGAGCUCUGGACGCACACAGCAACGAACAACGUGACGCUCAAGCUCAUGGUCGAAGUGACACCGGAAGCGAUGGUGUAGAUGACACCAGCGGCGAAAAGGCGGCUUCCGAUGAAUCGACAACCUCGUCGACGUUGGCCGUCACCAAGUUUGCCAGCGUGCGCGGUGCCUCGGUGUACUUCUGCCGCGAUGAGGAGUGCUACAGCGCAACCGACAGAGAGGAGACCCUGCGCAGGCUGAGGGAAGACUUGAGGAGCCCCCCGGCAGCACUGCCGCCGCUCCUCAGACGGUGCAGGGGUGGUGUCGGCCUCAGGGUAGUGCUUUCCGCGAAGGAGUGGGGCAAGAUAGAGUCCAUGGAUAUUCGGCUCCUGGGCGGUGACAUCAACCUGCAGGUUGGAGAUGACCAGCUGGGAUACCUGCUUAGGUGGGCCUCACUGCUAAACGGGCACAUGCGGACGCUGGCGCUGUCCGCUCUUCGGCCCGCGAGGGACUUGGUACCCGCGACCCUACCGAGCGAUAGCAGUGGGCGUAGCGGCAAAUCGCGGUACUAUCGAGCACUGUGGAGGCUUGCGGUGGGCGUCGUGCUGCGGGACCUACGGUCAUCUGCAUGGCAGCGAAGCGAAAACGCGAGGAACAAUCUGCAGUCCGCGCAGGCGGCGAGGAGUGAGAUUUUCGACCGGCCCUGGAGCAACGAGGAGCGCGAGUACAGAGCUGCCCGCGGGUUGCUGUGGCGCACAUGGUUCGCUGAGUGGGUAGGGGCGGCACGAUAUCUGUCUUUGAGGCAGCUCUUGCAGACAAGGCUCGUGGUGGAAAACUUCUCAGACAAGUCGGGCGGGAUCCACAACAGGCUCUACGAAGACCUAGAAGUGCAGUCGAGCACACAGAAAGUGACGAAGAGCAGCGGCGCCACGGGCAAGCGUACCGGAGAGAGAAAACUGGCCAGGUACCUCAUGCCUUGGGAGCUUCCACAGGAGGACGUCGAUAAAGCCUGGGGUCUGAUCAACAGGAAAACUUGGCGUUGGGAGUUACGGGGAGCAGGAGGGUUCAAGCUUGCCAUCGAUGAGGAACGGGCGGAGCAGGGGCAGCUUGACCCAGCCGUGCUGCAGGCCUUGUGGUCGAUACAGCUGCAGCUUGACGCACAGCUGCCCCACCGGAUCUGCGCGUUUGCUAGGCGAAUGGCAUUCCUCCGCUUUGGCUGGCGGAGUAGGAUCGACAAGCUCUGGCAAGCCCGCGCGGAGAAGCAGCGCCGCCUUGGCCUAGGAGUCGGAGAUCCACCGGCCCCGCCCCGCCUGACCCCCAACGACUCGAUAUCUUUCACGGCUAGCGAAGCGGGAUUCAUGGGCUUGUCUGAGGCCGAUACUAACGAGGCGGCCGAAACCACUGUGGUGGAAGAAGCAGGAGAUGGAGCGGACCGUGUGGGAACGCUGUUGGUCCGCAUGGGACAGCUGGAUGGGGUGGGUGGGGUUGGUCUGCUGUCCGUGGCUCCAAAAGCGAUCGCGACGUUGAUGCUGGAAGAGAGCAGUGCCACCCUGGAGGAAAUGAAUCUUGAGACUAACUCCACCGAGGUUGCGAAGUAUGAUCACAAGAACGAGCGCUGCUGUUGGCACGAGACUUUCCGUCUGCAGACGGUCGAGGCUGUGCCUCGCAGUAGCUUCCUGCUGUCCGUAACAUGUCUCGAUAAGAGCGUCUUCGGGGUGACUCAGCUGGGGACAAUGACCCUACCUGGCAAGCAGCUCACGUCCGUUCCGCUCAAGGUUCUGGAGCACCGCUGUGCCCUUUUCUCGCCAGCAGCAGUGAGCCGGCAGCCUCGCGAGUUGACUAUUGAGACCAUCUUCGUACCGCCCGGCGAAGACGUGGCCCUCGCCGAGCAGGAGCUGAGUGCCAUCGGAAAGCGAAGACGUUUGCAGGAAAAACUGGACAUGGCCACAUCCAAGCCAAAGUCAUCCUUCCGCCGAAAUAAGCCUGCCCGCGGGUCCCCGGCGGCGCUCGACGCGUCCGCGAAGCCGCAGCGCACUUCCCUCGAUAACGUGGGGGAGCGCGAAGUCAAGGUUCUCUCGUUGGUCGCCGGUUCCGCGGACAACCGCAGCGGUCAAGCCAACGAAGAGCCUGCCGCACCUGGCACCGAGGACAAGGCUCGUAGUGUACAGCGCAGCAUCCCGGUAGUGGACACGCACACGCCGGGAACGGUAGAGAUGAGCAUGCGUGCGGCCGGGGUGACGAUGGUGACCUAUCUUGUCUCCAGCGCGUCGUUGGCGCGAGAAGAAGGCGGACGGGGAUCGUCGCAACAAGGUGUUGUUGUGACGCUGACUGAAGCCUCUGCCCGGCAAAUCGAGGCUUGCGCCAAGAUGGACAUUGUCCGCGGCACGUUUGCGGUCGCCUUGGAGGCCGCCACAAUACAGCUUUUGGACAAGAGCCUUUUGCGAGCAGCACCAACAAAGACAGGAAGCCCUUUGCCCGCGGAACCGGAGGACGAGGAGGCGAACGCCCCCCACCCACAGCUGAUGAUGGUGGGACCUGUGGGCGUUGCUAUAGCUUCCACGCGGUACGUUCGAGUGUACGAGCACGCACCACCUUGGUCGAACGGCGAUGAUCCAGGGAUGGGUGCGCCGCCCGAGGCCCACACGGCACCAAAGCCGCCAGCGCCAGGCAGUCAGUUGUCGAGCUACCAAAGAGGCCGAAUGGACAACAACGCUUCAGUCGAUGGGCGCGAUCCACAAUUUCGGGAUGUAUUGGGGACGUGGCCGAUGUGGGACUGGAGGGGUCGUUUCACAAUCGGGGCGUACACGGUAGAGCUCGGCAAGCAUCGUGAUCCCUCUGGUAUGGAAGAGGUGUGGAGACAUUUGCGUUUUUCCAUGCCCAAGUCGGCGCUAGAAGACACGCAAGUCCUGCACGGUGGCACCAUCGAUCCUUUUGGAGGUGCACAGAGCUCGACGUGGCUGCUGAGGGCUGGUGCGAGAGGUCUUGGCGUGGAAGUGCAGAUGCCCAAGCACGAGCGAAGCGAUGUUCCCCACGACGCAUCGCCCAAACAGUACGUGUACGUGAGCUCAAGCGAAAGCGAGACGUGCAGCCCACCGCUUUCGCCAUCGUCCCUGUCUCCACCGUCACCAGCAGCCAACGGCGUGGGAGAAGGCGGGGCAUCUUCUAAUGCCCCGCCGCAUUUGAGCCGGGAAGCAAGCGUCUAUUUCCCGUCAGCCCAAGAACACAACUCUGCCGAAUGCGUUGGGGGUGGCGUCGAAGAAGCCGACAACCCUCCCAUAGUGACUAGCCCAUCGGUUGGGGAAAGCACAGUGAGGAACGAGGGCAUUGAAGGCGACAGCGCCGCACUAGCUGGCGAGCCUGACCCACAAACGACGCCGAGCAACGAGGAGCUUGUGCGGCGGGUGCAUGAGCUGGAAGCAGAGCUCAAGUCUCUGAGAAUGUCGGCGGCAGCGGCGGCGGAGGCGGCGGCGAAGACUGUGGCAGCGGCAACGGCAGCGGCGGUAACGGCUGCUACGAUGGGCUACUCAACUCAAGAUGUUGAGGCAGGGAGUACUCAUGCCCCAGAGACUUGAUGAGGUUGGGCACUGUUGCUGCGGCAUCGAUCCUGUAAUUUCCACGUUUGAUGGGUUUGUUUGGUAGAUUUAGGUUCGUUUCGUUUUGUAUGUAUUAUCAAGGCAAUGGUGCAUGGCUCACAAGAAGGCGAUCGUGUGUUUUUGUUCAGAGAGGAGGGACGAGAGGUGAACCACGUGCCGCGGUGUCGCCCUCUUUUGCCUUGCGCGGAGACCCGUUUCAUUUCUGUUUGUGUAGGAUGGGCGCAGAAUGCCGGGUGGCGCAGAAUGCCGGGUACACAAUUUUGUAGUUUAUCCGGCGUUGACAUGUUCGGCAGAAGGUACUCCGGAAACCUGUGGUAUGCAUAGCUUGUGG
Messenger RNA from Ectocarpus siliculosus, 4612 nucleotides. The record is from the annotation of a GenBank genome assembly. Lineage: Eukaryota; Phaeophyceae; Ectocarpales; Ectocarpaceae.